AUGACGUCUAUGAUCAUGGUGUGGACCACCGCUCCUGAGACAUCCACCGAAUCCGUACCUCGUGGUCCGCCACUCCUCACCCUCCAUGAAGGUGUUUACUCUGUUUCCCUAGGGAUGGUGACUCUUUGGAACAUUAUGAAUAGUCAUUGUCACAGGGCCAGAAUGAACAAGACCACUCAGACGGUCGGAAACAUUCGGAGAGCGAGGGCUGAAAAUAUGCAGACCGAGUCACGGAAUGGCAGUCUCUUGUGUCCGACCAUCUUCCUCAACAUCGGGUUCGAACGACCCGUCAUCUUGACGAGAACUCAAUACGUGUCUUAUAGGACGGACGGGGACCGUUGGAGGAAUGAACCCAAGGUGGAAACCCCUGAAAUCUCUCACCUAUCAGCCUUUCCCAUGAAUAUCAAUCUAGAGAUCGUGAUCCUCCCACUCGGUUUAUUCUACGUUAUGGGCCGUUCCAGCACAGCGCAUCUCACCAAGUUCAAGGGAGAGAAAUCCAGCCGAAAGCACAAUCAACCUCUACCUCCAACUUUCAGAAGGAUUGUAAAGUGCUCUGGUAUGUCUACCAACUGCCAGGAACGUGGUUACCGCAGAGGACCGUGGGGGAGUUUCUGUACUCCUUGCUUUUCGGAGCGCCGACGUCCCAAUGGCACGGAUUUAUCUAGCCACACCUUGGACCAUCACAUCACAACCCGUGGUGUCCAUACUUCUAACGAGGGAAGUGUUGGGCAAGCACUCGUCUCGGGAGUGACAGAGAGGCCCGGGAUGUCAUCUGUUUCCCGGCAACCAGUAGGUUCCGAGCCAAAAGUCAGCAAAGCAUACGAUUUUCCCACCCACUUGGGUACCGUCAUGCCACUGCCGGAGACAGAGCACUGGACACUGUUCUUGAACCACGAUGGUGGUAGGAUAGACCCUACGGAUCUCUUAGAUUGGAGAACAGACUCUACACAGGCAAACAAUCCUCAUGAUGGGAAUGGGCCUACAGGUUCAUCUCAAGAGUGA
This is a messenger RNA of Tremella mesenterica DSM 1558, 1002 nucleotides long. RefSeq lists its product as uncharacterized. Bases 1 to 1002 code for a protein of 333 amino acids. The transcript has 4 exons. The record is from RefSeq and is a predicted model, not a curated record. NCBI's taxonomy places the organism in Eukaryota, Fungi, Basidiomycota, Tremellomycetes, Tremellales, Tremellaceae.